Messenger RNA from Helianthus annuus (common sunflower), 561 nucleotides. Its product is annotated as merozoite surface antigen 2, allelic form 2-like. The record is from RefSeq and is a predicted model, not a curated record. Bases 1 to 561 code for a protein of 186 amino acids. The transcript has a single exon. NCBI's taxonomy places the organism in Eukaryota, Viridiplantae, Streptophyta, Magnoliopsida, Asterales, Asteraceae.
AUGAGUGAGAAGUUUGGUCCUGAACCAGUUGUGUCUGAUGAAUCGGACAGUGAUGAUGAUGGUGAUGAAGGUGGUGAUGCUGGUGCCAUUGGUGCAUCAAGUGUAGGAACCACUGGUGGCACAUCAGCUGGUGGUACCUCAGCAGGGGGAGUGUCAGCUGGUGACACAUCAGCCGGUGGUGAUGAUGAGGCUGAUUCUGACUCUGAUGAUGAUCUUUUGCUUGAACCUGGAUACGAGAUGUAUCUGGAUGAACGCGGGGUAAGAAGAUACAGAAAGAUCAGGCAGGAAGAUGAUCCGGAAUAUGUUCCUUCUGAUCCUGAAACAGAACGUGCAAGGAAAGGAAAAGCCGAAAAAUCAGCAGAGCGUCAGAAGAAAAAGAAAGCUCGGAGAUACUUGAGUACCUCCUCCCGAGGUUCUGAGCCACAAGCUCCUAUUCCAGAACCACCUGUAGUCUCUUCUCCUCCUGCAGCUCAAACCGUAUCUCCGCAGCCUAUUCCACAACGAUCCAUGGCUGCUGCAAUCAGAGCAACCACUUCUCAACAACCUAGUAGUGAACGUUAA